Messenger RNA from Coffea arabica (coffee), 5764 nucleotides. RefSeq names its product protein PHYLLO, chloroplastic. The record is from RefSeq and is a predicted model, not a curated record. NCBI's taxonomy places the organism in Eukaryota, Viridiplantae, Streptophyta, Magnoliopsida, Gentianales, Rubiaceae. Gene Ontology annotation, molecular function: thiamine pyrophosphate binding; 2-succinyl-5-enolpyruvyl-6-hydroxy-3-cyclohexene-1-carboxylic-acid synthase activity; 2-succinyl-6-hydroxy-2,4-cyclohexadiene-1-carboxylate synthase activity. Gene Ontology annotation, biological process: amino acid catabolic process; menaquinone biosynthetic process.
UUAUCUUAUCCUUCUACCCACAAUCUCCCUCCACCACUCCUGUAAAACCCCGCCAGGUUGAGCAACCAAACCUCCAAAACCCCUCAAUCUACAUUGCUCAACUUCCUCAUCCUCCAAUCUUCACCAUCAAUGAAUCCUUGUUCUCUGCUAAUAACUCACAAACCCCACUUUUCAGUCCCUUUAAAAUCUUCCCUUUAUAGAAAAACCAUCACCAUUUCCGCAGUGAACCAUGCCUAUUACUUUACUUCCAGUCCCUCUUUCCAUUCUUUCACUACUUUCCUUCAGCGCCAUAAAAAUCCAGUCUUGAAGGUGGAGGUUGCUAGGUGUUCGCAAGAAGAUGCAGUUUUGGACCCUAAAGAUGCUGCAUUGCUGGUUUCUACUUGCAUUACAAGGAAUUUGGCUCCGGCAUUGACGCUAGAGCAAGGUUUGGAUUGUAUUCAAGAGGCAGUUGAGAAGUUGAAGGCCAAUCCUCCGUCUUGUCCAAUUGGAAUGGUUAGAUUUCAGGUUGCAGUGCCUCCAAGUCCAAAAGCUUUAAAAUGGUUUUGCAGUCAACCUCAGUCAGGAGGGGUGUUUCCUCGAUUUUUUCUUUCCAAGGAGGAGAAUCCAUCAUACAUGUCACUUGCUUUGGGUAGGACGUGUGGUGUUUUUGGAAUUGGUGCCGCAGUCUAUUUCAAGGGUCACUAUUCUCAUCCGUCUAGAGAGCAUAGCGAGUUUCAAAGAUCAUAUCCUGCUAUGGAAUUGGAUAUUCCAAUGGCUUAUGGUUUUUUGGAUGUCAGUUUUGAUGUAAUUUCAUCUUCUAUGAAGUAUGAAGCUGGUUCUUUUUACUUUUUCAUUCCCCAGAUUGAGUUGCAUGAAUCAGAGGAGGUUACUGUCUUGGUUGCUAAUCUUGCAUGGAAUGACUCUUCCACUUCUUUUUUUGCGAAAGCUAUUCAGACCUAUGAGAUUGCUCUCUACCAGGCCAGAUGUCAUCUUUGGUCAUUGAUGGAUGAAUGCAGUAAGAAAUGCAUCAAUGCCCUUCAAGUGUAUGGGACCAUGAAGGAUAAAAUUGCUGAGAUGGUGUGCAUGAGUGCUUUCCAGAUAGGAGGAAGUCUUCUGGAUGCUGGCACUCUGGAACUGAAAGAUGCUCCACGAUGUUCCAGCCAGUUUUCAGCCAUGCUUUCGCCUUUGUCGGCUAUUUCUAAUAAUAUGUACCACAGUGAUUACUUCGAUAAAACGGGGUACUCUACACCAGAUUGUCCAAACAUCAAUUCCUUGUGGGCUUCCCUCAUAAUUGAAGAAUGUACUCGACUUGGAUUGACGUAUAUUUGUGUAGCUCCAGGGUCGAGGUCAUCUCCCCUUGCAAUUGCUGCAUCAGCUCAUCCCCUUACUACUUGUGUUGCAUGCAUUGACGAGCGCUCACUUUCCUUCCAUGCUGUUGGUUUUGCGCGAGGUUCUCAUAGUCCAGCAGUGAUCAUAACAUCAUCUGGUACCGCGGCUUCAAAUCUUCUUCCUGCUGUCGUGGAGGCGAGUCAAGAUUUUUUACCACUUAUAUUACUUACAGCGGACCGUCCUCCUGAGCUGCAAGAUGUUGGUGCAAAUCAAGCAAUCAAUCAGGUCAACCAUUUUGGUCCCUUUGUGAGGCAUUUCUUUGGUCUUCCUGCACCCACCGAUGACAUUUCUGCAAGGACGGUACUUACUACUCUUGACUCUGCAGUGAAUAUAGCAACCUCUUCCCCAUGUGGUCCUGUUCAUAUCAACUGCCCUUUCCGAGAGCCAUUGGCAAAAACUCCAAGUAUAUGGAAUGAUAGCUGUUUGAAAGGAUUAGAUUUUUGGAUGUCAUCUACUGAACCAUUUACCACAUAUAUUGAAGUACAACAUUCUAUUUCAAGUGCUCGUAUUCAUGCUGAUAUGGAUGAAGUCAUUAAAGUCAUUGAAAGGGCAGACAGAGGGCUUUUGAUCCUUGGUGCCAUUCAUACUGUGGAUGAUAUUUGGGCAGCUCUUCUCCUUGCUAAACACCUGCUGUGGCCAGUAGUGGUUGACAUCUUGUCAGGGUUACGACUCAGGAAGUACAUGGCUUGCUUCUCUAAUACUGAAGAUGAUAUUUUGUUCAUUGAUCACCUUGACCAUCUGCUGCUCUCAGAAAAAGUCAGGAACUGGAUGAAGGUAGAUGUGGUAAUUCAGAUCGGAAGUCGGAUAACAAGUGCACGCAUUCAGGAGAUGCUAGAGCAUUCCUUUCCUUGCUCAUACAUAAUGGUUGAUAAUCACCCAAGACGUCAUGAUCCUUUGCACAUUGUAACUCAUAGGAUCCGAAGUACUAGUACUGAGUUCACCAAUUAUUUGCUUAAAGCUUGUUCACCGUAUCUUUGCAGCAAAUGGAAUGGUUACCUACGUGCAUUGGACAUGAUGGCUGCUUGGGAGAUGUCAUUUUUAAUCAGUUCAGAGUGCUCCCUAACUGAACCUUAUGUUGCUCAUAUUCUCCCGGAAAUCCUUGACUACGAGUCGGCUGUAUUUCUUGGAAAUAGCAUGCCAAUACGUGAUGCAGACAUGUAUGGAUCUAACAAGGCACAAAAUACACAUAGUGCUUUAAUGCUCAACUUGGGCUUGCCAUGUCAUUGGAUACAGGUAGUUGGGAACAGAGGAGCUAGUGGGAUUGAUGGUUUGCUUAGUACAGCUGUUGGUUUUGCUGUUGGCUGCAAUAAAAGAGUUCUCUGUGUGAUUGGAGAUGUUUCUUUUCUCCACGACUCAAAUGGAUUGUCACUCUUGGGUCAAGGGAUUUUGCGGAAGCCGAUGACAAUAGUUGUAAUAAACAAUCAUGGUGGAGCAAUCUUUAGCCUUCUACCAAUUGCAGCUAUGACAGAGCGAAGAGUUUUAGAUCAGUUCUUCUACACAUCUCACAAUGUUUCAAUACGUAACCUUUGUCUGGCAAAUGGUGUGAAGCAUGUAAAAGUACACACAAAAAUGGAUUUGCUGGACAGCUUAUUCACGUCUCAGUGUGAAAAGGUCGAUUGUGUUAUAGAAGUUGAGAGCUGCAUUGAUGCCAAUGCCAACUUUCACAGUGAUUUGAGAAAAUUUAGUCGCCAAGCAGCAGAGCAGACUAUGGAUAUCUUUUCACAUUCAACUUCAGUUACCACCGGACAGGCGCAGGGAUUCAUCAUUGGUAGAAUUACUAAAAUGGAUUAUUCUCUCUAUAGGGUUAACCUGUGUGCUCCACCUACUUCAACUUCAGGCAGCAAUGAAUCUACCACAUUCUAUAGAGAAGGCUUUGUUCUUAGCUUGUCUCUUGAAGAUGGAAGUACUGGGUAUGGGGAGGUUGCACCUCUUGAAAUCCACAAGGAAAAUUUGCUCGAUGUUGAAGAGCAGCUUAGGUUCCUAAUUCACAUGUUAGAAGGAGCUAAAAUUGAUUAUUUCCUUCCUCUACUAAAGGGUUCUUUUUCCACCUGGAUAUGGCACACUUUAGGUAUCCUGCCAAGCUCCAUUCUUCCAAGUGUUAGAUGUGGUUUGGAGAUGGCUGUUCUCAAUGCAGUUGCUGCAAAAGAAGGUUCCUCUAUGUUGAAUAUACUCUACCCAAAGACAGUAGAUUUACCCAAGAAGUUUUUGAAUGUCCACAUCUGUGCACUUAUUGACUCUGUUGGGAGUCCACUGGACACGGCAUACAUUGCAACUUCACUGGUUAAAGAGGGUUUUAUUGCUGUAAAGAUGAAGGUAGCUCGUCGGGCUAAUGUGAUUGAGGAUAUUGCUGUAAUACAAGAGGUAAGGAGGAAGGUGGGAGAUCAAGUUGAACUUCGUGUGGAUGCAAAUCGGAAUUGGACAUAUGAUGAAGCAAUUCAAUUUGCCAAUUCUGUCAAGAAUUGUCGACUCCAGUACAUUGAGGAACCUGUUAGAUAUGAUGAUGAUAUAAUCAAAUUCUGCGAGGAGACUGGUUUGCCAGUAGCUCUGGAUGAAACUGUCAACUGUAUUAGAGAGAAUCCUUUUGACGUCCUCAACCGAUUCAACCAUUCUGGAGUAGUUGCUAUAGUUAUCAAACCAAGCCUUAUUGGGGGUUUUGAAAAUGCAGCUCUGGUUGCACGAUGGGCUCAGCAACAAGGGAAGAUGGCAGUUGUUAGUGCCACAUUUGAAAGUGGCCUGGGCUUGUCAUCCUAUGUUCAAUUCUCUUGCUAUCUUGACCUGCAAAGUGCAGAUAUACGUAGACUGAUGGAUAAGGAACCAUCAGCAUGUAUAGCCCAUGGUCUUGGAACAUACAGAUGGUUUACUGAAGAUGUGACUCUAGAGCCAUUAAACAUCUGUUGUAAUUCAAAAACUGGCAUUGUUGAGGCAUGUGCUACUGAUGCUGGUCAACAUCUGCAGCACUUCCAAAUCAAUCAAAAUGUGGUUGUGCAGAAUUUUGAUCAGGAAAAUGUUCACGAUUACAGGUUGACAGUUGAUUUAGAGGGUUUCUCAUUUUCCUUCAAUGUUCUAGAGAUGGGUCAAAGCAUUGCUGGAAAUGUAGUUGUAUUUCUGCAUGGUUUCCUGGGUACUGGUCAAGACUGGAUCCCCAUCAUGAAGGCUAUGUCAAUGUCAGCACGAUGUAUUGCUAUUGACCUUCCUGGGCAUGGUGGAUCAAAGUUAAAAACUGAUUCAGCAGCCAAACCUAGUUUAUCCAUACAUGUCAUUGCCGAGAUGUUAUGCCAGUUGUUUCCUCAUAUAACUCCUGAAAAGGUUAUCCUUGUUGGAUACUCAAUGGGUGCAAGGGUUGCUUUACAUAUGGCCCUAAAAUGCAGCGACAAGGUUGAAGGAGCUGUCAUUAUUUCAGGAAGCCCAGGAUUGGUUGAUCCACUGGCAAGAAAGUUGCGAAGGGCAAGGGAUGAUUUCAGAGCAAGUUCCCUUGUUUCUAAUGGGCUUGAGUUCUUUUUAGAUGCCUGGUAUGCAGAAGGGCUGUGGACAAGUUUAAGGAGCCAUCCGUAUUUUAAAAAGGUAUUGGCCAGCCGCUUGCAGCAUGAUGAGUUGCAGACUCUUGCAAAAGUUCUAUCUGAUUCGAGUAUUGGGAGGCAGCAACCAUUGUGGGAUGACCUGAAGCAUUGCAAAAUACCACUUCUAUUCAUUGUUGGAGAGAAGGAUCUAAAGUUCAAGAAUAUUGCUUGGCAGAUGGUUAACAAAUACUGUACAGGGACUAGAGAGAGUCCAAAACUAAUUGAAAUCUUAAAUUGUGGUCAUGCUGUGCAUCUUGAGAAUCCUCUCCCUGUCAUCAGUGCAGUCAGGCAGUUCUUAAAGAGAAUAGAAAAGGCUUCAGUUCUUAGCAAUAGAUGAUGCAGGUGUGUUAUAAGUAAAAAGAUAAUGUGCCAGAUCACUGUCAUGCUACUAUCUUUCAGGGUGAGCAAGAGGACAGAAACUGCAAUACCACCAAAAUUUUGUUCCAAUCUUCCUGAGAUGGGAUAAUAUUAUUAAGAAACAACCUAGGAAAGAUACAGUAUUAUUAAGAAACAACCGAGGAAAGAUUCAUCAACUGUGUAUGGAAAGCAUGUACUGUUGCUGCUGCCCACCUCAGGAAAUUAGGGAAUCUAAGCUGUAGCUGUAGUCUACAUGCUCAAGAAUCCUGUUUAUGGUGUGUGUUAUGGAACGGUAUUUACUUAAGCAGUAUGAAAGUCGAAAUGAGGGCAGAGGCUUGUUGUUGCCCACUUUAUUCUCUGAUUUCUGUUGUUUGGCAACUCAUUCUUUUUAAACCUUCACGUUUUAGAAAUUUGGUCGUGUCAAUGCCAAUGUCCAGACAUUCAUUCUAUCUUACAGCUUGCCUAAUGGAGGUUUGCAUCAU